Molecule: messenger RNA, 879 nt
Organism: Argiope bruennichi
Lineage: Eukaryota; Metazoa; Arthropoda; Arachnida; Araneae; Araneidae
Exons: 2
Coding region: 1-879 (292 amino acids)
Source: RefSeq, a predicted model, not a curated record
AUGCGUUCAGGUGACUUACUAGUGGAAGUCGAUACCAAAACGCAAGCUCAGAAUAUCAUCAAACUGAAAGCUCUAGCCACCAUACCUGUUUCUGUGAGUCCUCACACUUCGCUAAACUUCUCCAAAGGUGUAAUAACCUGCGGAGAAUUAUAUAACGUUCCUCUAGAGGAAAUAAGUUCAGAAUUGAAAAAACAAGUCACUUGCGCCCGUUGUGCCGAAAAAGGGCAUGAUAGUCAACAGUGCACCGCACAAGAAAAGUGCGUUAACUGUGGUGGUGACCAUCCCUCUUACUCUCGAACUUGCUCGCGAUGGAAACUGGAGAAAGAAAUCAUUACCAUAAAAAUAAAAGAAGAUUUAACAUAUCCAGAAGCAAGGCGUAAGAUUGAAAUACAGACUCCUACUCCUGGAAUAAGCUAUUCUUCCGUUGUUAAAAAAUCAUUUUGCUCAAACUGCUCUUGUGCCAACUGCAAGAAACAAAAUUCGACAACAAAACCUCCAGAAAAAACAUCUGAAUCAGAUUCUGAUAGUUCAACCAAAAUUGUUCCAGAUUCUUCUAAGCAAGAUCCCGAUACACAUAGAAAAGCCCGUAAAAAUAAAUCUCAGACCUCACUGACGCUGAAACUCGCGAAACGUGGACUUUCGCAAAAAGAUCUUUCGGUAAAAUUCAAAAAAUCUAAUAUACGGAAUUCAGUCGCUUUGGGAUUAGCGAAUCAGAAUAUAGUCCAUAAGGAUUUUACCACCAUUUUUGGUGACACGCUAACCAACCCAGAUUUUAAGCUCCAUCCAUCUGAGGAUGAAGAUUCACUUGAUAUGAGUUGCGAAGAUCUAGCAACUCCAACAAAUGCACGUCCUCUUUCUUCAUCAAAACCUCUUUCAUAA